This is a messenger RNA of Salvia miltiorrhiza (redroot sage), 1681 nucleotides long. RefSeq names its product probable hexokinase-like 2 protein. Bases 202 to 1647 code for a protein of 481 amino acids. The transcript is spliced from 6 exons. Gene Ontology annotation, molecular function: mannokinase activity; ATP binding; D-glucose binding. Gene Ontology annotation, cellular component: cytosol; mitochondrion. NCBI's taxonomy places the organism in Eukaryota, Viridiplantae, Streptophyta, Magnoliopsida, Lamiales, Lamiaceae. The record is from RefSeq and is a predicted model, not a curated record. Gene Ontology annotation, biological process: glycolytic process; intracellular glucose homeostasis; glucose 6-phosphate metabolic process.
ACUGAAAUAACAGAGAGAAAAUGACUGUUUCAAAGUCGAUCUGGUUUCUCUCUUGAUAACUGUUUGUACAAGUCAGUUCCACUAUUUUCUUGCAAAAUAAUGCGUUGUGAAGCCUGAAUCAAAUGAAAAUAAUCGAAGCGAUAAGCUAUAGGUAUAACCAGAAAGCAGCAGGCAACGUCUUUUAAUUAAUUUGUUGUGACGAUGAAGCGGGAGGUGGCGGUAGCAGCGGCUGCGGCGACAGCAGCCGCAACGGUGGCCGGAGUAGCUUUGCUGGUGAGGCAAUGGAGGCGGCGCAGCCACCAGCAGUUGAGCGCGCAGCGCAUCCUCCGCGAAUUCGCAAGGCGGUGCGCGACGCCGUCGUCAAAGCUGUGGCACGUGGCGAAUGAAUUGGCGUCGGACAUGGAAGCCGAGCUCGCUCCCGGCGACAGAAGCGGAAACCUAGGCGUCCCCGUUUCUUAUCUCGCAGGCCUACCAACGGGGGAAGAGAAAGGAAUAUUUUAUGGGAUAAAUCUGCGUGGGACUGAUUUCGUGAUAGUAAGAGCCAAACUUGAAGGCAGAAACGAACCACUGAGUGAUGUAUUGCGACAAGAGGUUGAAAUUCCUCCUCAUAUGCUGUCUAGUGCUGAGUCUACCCCGGAAUUAUGUGAUUUAAUGGCGCUUGAGUUGGCGAAAUUCGUAUCGGUGCACAUCGAGAGUGAUAGCAGCAAGGGGGCAAGAGAAAGGAUUUUGGGAUUCACGGUGUCACUUCCGCUAGCAUCUUCUGCCAUUCAUUCCAAAUGGAAACGCCUAUCCGUCGACGACGCAGAAUUAGUAGAAGAAAUAAACCGGGCGUUGAAGAAGCAUGGCGUUGAGAUGCGUGUUUUUGCAGUACUGAAUGAGACGAUCGGGCAUCUGGCUGGCGGAAGAUAUUACAGCAAAGAGAGUGUGGCAGCGGUGAGCCUGGGAAUGGGGACAGACGUUGCUUACAUCGAAUCAUUGCCUCAACAAAUAGUCAAGGAUUCUGAGGUUGCAGAAACGGCCAUUAAUAUGCAGUGGGGUAAUUUCUUCUCCUCCCAUCUUCCUCUCACAGAGUAUGAUGCCUCCUUAGAUGCCGAGAGCGCCGAUCCAGGAUGCCGGAUAUUCGAGAAGCUUAUUUCAGGCAUGUAUUUGGGAGAGAUUGUGAGGAGAGUGCUGCUGAGGAUGGCGGAGGAGUCGGCGCUGUUCGGAGAGGCAGUGCCGCCGAAGCUGAGCAGGCCUUACUCGCUGAGGUCGCCGGACAUGGCGGCGAUGCACCAGGACACGUCGCAGGAUUACGAAAUAGUGCAAGCGAAACUCAAGGAGAUAUUCGAGAUCGAGAGCUCGAGCCCGUUGGUGAGGGAGAUCGUGACGGAGAUCUGCGACGUGGUGGCGGAGAGGGGGGCGAGGCUGGUGGGGGCGGGGAUCGUGGGGAUAGUGAAGAAGAUGGGGAGAUUGGCCAACAGGAAGAGCGUCAUCACCAUCGAAGGAGGGCUGUACGAGCACUACCGGAUAUACAGAAACUAUCUGCACAGCAGCGUCUGGGAGAUGCUCGGUACCGACCUCUCCGACAACGUCAUCAUCGACCACUCUCACGGCGGCUCCGGCGCUGCCUCCAUCUUUUUAGCUGCCUCGCAGACCGACCAUUCUUGAUCAUUUUCCACCACUUGCAUGUUUCCCAUCACCA